AUAAAUCCACAUUUUCACAGAGAUCCAGACAACACCAGAGAGAAUUAAAUUAUUUUAUUAAGUUUUCAAACUAACUCGUCACAUUUAACAUAUGCCUCAAGGCUACGUUAAGGGCUAGCACCUUUAGAAGCCUGAAACACAUCUGUAACGACAGCACAGCUGUAUUUGAGCUAUCUGAGUGUGUGUCUUUUGAGAGAGAGAGCAAUUCAGGCCAGUCUGACUGGAGCUCCUCAGGAUCUGACUGCAGCUCUGGGACUCUGCCACAGACAUGCACUGAGACCUGACCUGCUCCAAUCUGGAUGGAUCAGAGACUACAGACAAAAUCAUCUCCACCAAAGUUGGAUGUUUUGCUUUGAAGCGUUGCUGGGAAGUGUUACUGACUUCUGCAAGGUUGAGAUAACCAGACUGGAAUAAUGUCCAUGGACUGGCGUGGAGGUGAAAGGCUGCUUAUAGGCUUGUUUUUGAUGCUUAUCCUGAGGCUCAGCUGCUGUGCUGGACAGAGCUAUGAACGCUGGGAGGCCGGGUCCUCAUGCUAUGGAGGGUUUGACCUUUACUUUGUGCUGGACAAGUCUGGAAGUGUACAGUACCACUGGAAUGAAAUCUACUAUUUUGUUGAUCACCUUGCACACAAGUUCAUCAGCCCCCAGCUCCGCAUGUCCUUCAUAGUCUUUUCAACGGAGGGAAGAAUCCUGAUGAAGCUGACAGAAGACAGGGAUCAGAUUAGUGCUGGACUGGAGGAACUUCAGAGAGUCUUGCCAGGAGGAGAUACCUUCAUGCACAAAGGUUUUCAGAGGGCAAGUGAGCAGAUAUACUAUGGAACAGGUGACGGAUACCGCACAGCGAGUGUCAUCAUUGCUCUGACAGAUGGAGAAUUGCGCGAGAAUGAAUUUGACUUGGCAGCCAGAGAGGCGGGUCGCUCACGUCAGCUGGGAGCUUCUGUGUACUGUGUAGGAGUGAAGGACUUUAAUGAAACCCAGCUGGCAACUAUAGCUGACAGCAAAGAUCAUGUCUUUCCUGUUAAUGAUGGCUUUGAAGCCCUGCAAGGGGUCAUUGAUUCGAUCCUGAAGAGAUCCUGUAUAGAAAUCCUCGCCGUGGAGCCCUCAAGUAUUUGUGCAGGAGAAUCUUUUGAAGUGGUAGUUCGAGGAAACGGAUUCCUUCACGCCCGUGAUGUGAGCAGAAUCCUUUGCAGUUUCUAUAUCAACAACACCCUCACCGUGAUGAAGAGGCCUCUGGUUGUCGAAGACACGUACCUGCUCUGCCCAGCACCGGUACUGAAGGAGGAGGGAACGACUGCCUCCCUCCAUGUCAGUAUGAACAACGGCCUGAGUUUUAUCUCCAGUUCUGUGACCAUCACCACUGUGAGCUGUGUGAGUACAGUAACCCUGCAGGGCAGCAGUGCCAAGCCCACUACCACUGUUACACUGGGCAGAGCCACUGCCAGUACCACUACACUGGGCAGUUCCUCUAGUUCAGCUCCAUCUGCAGUCUGCCCUCUGAACACAACCGACGGAACGUUCUUGGCCAUAGCACUGCUGAUACUGCUGCUGCUGAUCGCUAUGGCAACACUCUGGUGGUUUUGGCCCCUCUGUUGCACAGUGAUUGUCCAUGAGCCACCGCCACCAGUCAUGGACGACAGUUCGGAUGAAGAGGAUGAAGCUUACCCAAAGAAGAAAUGGCCAACAGUGGAUGCCUCGUAUUAUGGUGGGAGAGGAGCUGGCGGCAUUAAAAGAAUGGAAGUGCGCUGGGGAGAUAAGGGAUCCACUGAAGAAGGAGCCAAACUGGAGAAGGCAAAGAACGCUCGGGUGAAGAUGCCAGAGCAAGAGUUUGAGUUUCCGACCACUCGGACUCUAAACAAUGGCAUGCGGAAACCCAUCUCCCCUCAGAAGUGGUACUCGCCAAUCAAGGGGAAACUGGAUGCCCUGUGGGUGUGGCUUAGGAGAGGAUAUGACCGCGUAUCUGUGAUGAGACCUCAGCCGGGAGAGAAGGGUCGCUGCAUGAAAUUUACCCAUGUGAAAUCCUGCCCGCCCCCUCGAUACCCGCUUUACAACAACCCAUCAAGCCACAUCUACACCCUCCCCCAGAGCAGAUGCCCUCCUGUCCCGCAGGGCACCCUACCGCCCACCCCGCGCUGCUCCGCCCACUCUCCAACCUGCACCCUGCCCCCUCUGCCAUUAACCCCGCCCCCAGCAUCCAUAACCCCUCCCCCUUACACACCACCUCCAACCAGAGCUCUUCCUCCUACCUGUCUGAACAUCAGUGUGACUCUGCCUCCUUCUCCGCCCACACCACCAACAAGCUUCCUGCCUCCGCCCCCUCUGGUGGCUCCGCCCGGACGAGCCCCACCCCCUUCUCGUCCACCGCCUCGCCCAGGCCCUGAUGAACCACAGUGCUACCAGGACUGAGUAGAAGUGAUUUGCACAAUUAAAACUGUUGGUUACACCGGUACAAAAAUUAAGGGCUAAAUUUUUCAGGCAUUAGAAAGAAGCAACGUGAUUGUUAUAAAUGCAAUGGCUGCAAACGAGAUUUAACGUGGCUGUGACUGUAUUAUUGCAUAUUGGAUAUUCUGAUUAGGUUGACAAACAAGACGUUGAUUUUCUAAAACUGCACAUCUAUGAAGUAGCUCGUGGUUUGUUGACUUUCAAUAUCACCUUGCCCUGUUCUUUAUGAAUUGUUUUGAGGUUUCAGAGUAACAGAAUGUCAAAGAGAGUCAGAUGAAAAAAAUCUGAAAGAGAUAAAUUAUAAGGAUUUGGAGUUUUUAAAAUGAAAAACUUUACAUGUUUUUGAUUUGCAUAAAAAUUUCCAUCCAUUUGGAUUACACCGUUCACAUAUAAACUUAAUGCGAUGCAUAUUCAUCAACCACUCAAAAACAGGAUUUUUGCAUUAGCACUAAUAAACUAAAUGAGUUUACACAAUAG
This is a messenger RNA of Carassius carassius (crucian carp), 2915 nucleotides long. RefSeq names its product anthrax toxin receptor 1-like. The transcript is spliced from 18 exons. NCBI's taxonomy places the organism in Eukaryota, Metazoa, Chordata, Actinopteri, Cypriniformes, Cyprinidae. Gene Ontology annotation, cellular component: membrane. The record is from RefSeq and is a predicted model, not a curated record. Gene Ontology annotation, molecular function: signaling receptor activity. The coding region runs from base 414 to 2402 and encodes 662 amino acids.